Messenger RNA from Psilocybe cubensis, 1401 nucleotides. Its product is annotated as putative rhomboid protein. Gene Ontology annotation, biological process: proteolysis. The coding region runs from base 1 to 1401 and encodes 466 amino acids. Gene Ontology annotation, molecular function: serine-type endopeptidase activity. Lineage: Eukaryota; Fungi; Basidiomycota; Agaricomycetes; Agaricales; Agrocybaceae. The record is from RefSeq and is a predicted model, not a curated record. Gene Ontology annotation, cellular component: membrane. The transcript has 14 exons.
AUGGCUUCUCCAAAGCGAACUUCUGUAGAGAAGGAUCCGUAUACCUUUGGAUACGACAGCGCCCACCAAGUUCAACCUUCAACUUCGAGGACAACCGACGUAACAGAUGUUUAUGACAAUAACAAAGGACGCGACUUGAGCGAAAGUUUUGAUCCAUCGAAAGUGGAACGAAACAUUGGGAUGAUUCCAACAAGCUCUAGUGAUCCCGCUAAUAGGCUUACCAGCUAUUCUGACAACGAGCCUACCCAAAGAUUUCACGAACAUAUGGAUGAUUCGCCUGAUACUCCUCUUGUUCGCGGUGUUUCUCAGAGAAGAAAGGGGGGAUAUCAAGAUUUAGAGUAUGCGGAGCCCCAAAAUCAAAGUAGAGCUUUGGAUUCGAAACAGGCUGGUUUAUCCAAAUUCAUGUCCUCAGCCAAAUACCCAUUGGAACAACGGAUAGAAGACAAGAAACGAGGAAUUGGUCGGCAGAAAUACCCUUUUGUCGUAUAUGCUCUCACCGUUGCGAUGAUUGGCGUAUUCGUCUAUGAACUCGUGUUAAAUUCUAGAGAGCAAGGAAGUCCUAUAUCAUUCAAGCCAACCAUCAAUCCUAUGUUAGGACCAUCAGGGAGUGCCCUUAUCAAUGUUGGGGCACGGUUUCCACCUUGUAUGAAAUUGGUCGAGCAGGUGCCUCCAACCACGCUUAUUGGCUGUAUGAACAAUACUGCCAACCCUGCAACUUCUGUAUGUACAGUCGAAGAUCUUUGCGGCUUUGGUGGAUUUCAUGGUAAAGACCCUAACCAAUGGUUCCGAUUCAUGACGGCUAUUUUCCUCCACGCCGGCAUUAUCCACAUUCUUCUGAACAUGCUGGCCCAGCUUACACUAUGCGCACAGAUUGAGAGAGAAAUGGGUUCCGGUGGUUUUCUCAUCACAUACGCAGCAGCAGGCAUCUUUGGAAAUGUUCUUGGAGGCAAUUUCUCGCUGGUAGGGGUGCCGUCUGUUGGAGCCAGUGGCGCCAUCUUUGGGACCGUCGCUGUGACUUGGGUAGACCUUCUAGCACAUUGGAAAUUUCAAUACCGCCCAGUCAGAAAGCUCAUAUUUAUGACUAUCGAAUUACUCAUUGGUGUUGCGCUUGGUUACAUACCUUAUGUCGAUAAUUUUGCCCACAUAGGAGGUUUUGUGAUGGGUUUACUUGUUGGAACCAUCUUCUAUCCAGUUAUCAGUGUCACUAAACGGCAUCGAUACAUUACAUGGGGCUUCCGACUGGCUGCGAUACCUUUGGCAAUCAUUCUAUUUGUUGCACUUGUCAAAAAUUUCUAUACCUCAGAUCCAUACGCUGCAUGUUCUGGAUGCCGAUACUUAUCUUGCAUACCGUCCUCUGCGAAUAACCACUGUCAAGGGUAUGUUUUCUUCUUCAUCGUCUAG